This is a messenger RNA of Botrytis cinerea B05.10, 1280 nucleotides long. RefSeq lists its product as hypothetical. Bases 347 to 964 code for a protein of 205 amino acids. The transcript has 4 exons. The record is from RefSeq and is a predicted model, not a curated record. Lineage: Eukaryota; Fungi; Ascomycota; Leotiomycetes; Helotiales; Sclerotiniaceae.
GCAAUGAUAUCAUAACUCGGAGCACUCCUCCAGCACAUCGGCAAUCCAACUUCAAUAAAGAACUAAUCCGAAUCUUUGAACAAUUGACAUACAUCGCUCCUUAUGUUCUCAAAUUGAAACUGGAAGUUUUGUUAAUGUCUCGGUCUUUGAUCGAAUCUCUACAGUUGAUUGUUCCUGGUUCAAUGGUGUCAGUCAUUCCAGAAUCACAACGUCAUGGACCUGAGACUAGUGCAUACACCACUCAUCAACACUCCAACUCUGAUAAGUUCUUCUCUUUUGUUUGACAAUUUUCAUAUUUCAAUUCAAUCGAAUUUGUACAUUAAAUUUACUUAUCUGUGCCAUUUAUAUGCAUUCUGUUUCAAUAACGCGUCGUCAAAUCUUCCGAAGUCCAGUCCUUUCUAAUCUCAAGACAUAUUCUACCACUAGAGUCAAAAUGGCGAAUGAAGGACGAUCAGAUAGCUUUGGAAAGGCUCAUAAAUCACUCAAUGUAUUCAAUAAGCCUCUCGGUCAAUUUGCGAAAGGAACUGGAUUUUACAGAAAUGGACAGUGUGAUGUCGGUCCAGAGGAUACUGGAAACCAUUCUGUUGCCGCAACUGUGACAGACAGCUUCCUUGAUUUCUCCGCGUCCCGUGGCAACAAUCUUCGCGGUAUUGGCUUGACUGGAGGAAAGAAAUGGUGUCUAUGUGCCAGUCGUUGGAAAGAAGCAAUGGAAGCAGCGAAAAAUUCUAAAGACGAGAAUUUAGUACCCAAGGUGCAUUUGCAUGCUACCCAUGAGAGAGCUUUAGAUGCAAUCUCACUAGAAGAUCUGAAGAAAUAUGCCGCGGAGCCAGAAGCAGCGAAUGCCAGCACGGUACCCCAGAGUCGAAAGGGAAAUAAUUUGCCAGGGGGUGUUCCAACUAAGGAGAGGACAGAGCUUGCGGGGACUGAUGAAAUGACUGGGAGUCGGCAGAGAGGCAACUAUUAAGCUUAGGAUACUUAUGAAAGAUGAUGUGAGAUUGAUCGGAAGAAAAAUGUGGCAACUGGAUGAUCAUUGCUUUUGCGGGACUGGCUCGAAUCCACGAGAUGAUGUGCAAUCGCCGUUGAAUUCCCAAGAGGGUGAAGUUCCACAGUUUUGUCUCAUCUCGGGAAAACAUGCUCUACUAUUGCUCGAGUUGAGCUAGAAUUUAAUGGGUGUGAUAAUUUUCAUAGUAGCAUCAUAUAAGCAGUUGUGUAUUCAUUUAAAUUCCUAUUGUACCAUACAAGUUGUGAAUUGUAUAAGAUUACAUCUCAAUUGAUAGCCA